Messenger RNA from Chanos chanos (milkfish), 1835 nucleotides. RefSeq names its product insulin-like growth factor 2 mRNA binding protein 1 (gene igf2bp1). NCBI's taxonomy places the organism in Eukaryota, Metazoa, Chordata, Actinopteri, Gonorynchiformes, Chanidae. Bases 1 to 1800 code for a protein of 599 amino acids. Gene Ontology annotation, molecular function: RNA binding. The record is from RefSeq and is a predicted model, not a curated record. The transcript has 15 exons.
AUGAACAAGCUGUAUAUUGGAAAUCUGAACGAAAACGUGACUGCAGAGGACUUGGUUAAAACCUUUGAUGACUACAAGAUUCCGUACUCUGGGCAGUUUCUCAUGAAAACUGGCUACGCGUUUGUUGAUUGCCCGGACGACCAGUGGGCUAUGAAAGCAAUUGAAACAUUUUCUGGUAAAGUGGAACUCCACGGCAAACGAAUUGAGGUCGAACAUUCUGUGCCCAAGAAGCAAAGGACCAGGAAGCUACAAAUUAGAAACAUUCCACCGCACCUACAAUGGGAGGUCCUCGACGGUCUGCUUGCCCAGUACGGAACCGUGGAGAACUGUGAACAAGUCAACACAGAGAGUGAGACCGCAGUGGUGAACGUGACGUAUGCGACGCGGGAGCAAGCAAGACAAGCUAUCCAGAAGCUGAAUGGUUACCAGUUUGAGAACAACGCCCUGCGUGUCUCCUACAUCCCCGAUGAGACAUCCGAUGUUGACUCGCAGCGAGGCCCAGACAACGGCCGUCGCCCAGGUUACGGUUCCCGCGGCAGUCCCCGUCAGGGCUACCCCAGCUCGGGACUCCCCACCAAGCAGCAGCACGCCGACAUCCCCCUCAGGCUCUUGGUGCCUACCCAGUACGUGGGAGCCAUCAUCGGCAAGGAGGGAGCCACCAUCCGUAACAUCACGAAACAGACUCAGAGCAAGAUUGAUGUGCACCGUAAAGAGAACGCCGGCGCAGCCGAAAAGCCAAUCAGCAUCCACUCCACGCCGGAGGGCUGUUCAGCUGCCUGCCGCAUGAUCCUGGAUAUCAUGCACCAGGAGGCCAAGGAUACCAAGACUGCUGACGAGGUGCCUCUGAAAAUUCUUGCCCACAACAACUUUGUUGGACGACUGAUUGGCAAGGAGGGCCGCAACCUCAAGAAAGUGGAGCAGGACACGGAUACCAAGAUCACCAUCUCACCACUGCAGGACCUGACUCUGUACAAUCCAGAGAGGACCAUUACAGUUAAGGGUUCCAUUGAGGCCUGCUGUCUGGCUGAACAGGAAAUCAUGAAGAAAGUGCGGGAAGCCUAUGACAAUGACAUUGCUGCAAUGAAUCAACAGACUCAUCUGAUACCUGGACUUAACUUAGGAGCACUUGGACUGUUUCCUCCGUCCUCUUCUAUGCCCCCUCCACCUCCUGGCAACCCUGGAGGUGUUGCCCCCUAUGGGACAUUUGGGGCUCCUGAGCAGGAGACUGUCCACGUGUACAUCCCCGCCCAGGCCGUAGGGGCCAUCAUCGGCAAAAAGGGCCAGCAUAUCAAACAGCUAAGUCGCUUUGCCGGCGCCUCCAUCAAGAUCGCGCCAGCUGAGUCUCCCGACUCGAAGAUGCGCAUGGUCAUUGUCACUGGACCCCCCGAGGCGCAGUUCAAGGCUCAAGGGAGAAUCUAUGGUAAACUGAAGGAGGAGAACUUCUUUGGUCCUAAAGAGGAAGUAAAGCUGGAAACACACAUCAAAGUGGCUGCAGCCGCUGCAGGCAGAGUCAUCGGUAAAGGCGGAAAAACGGUAAACGAGCUGCAGAAUCUGACAGCGGCUGAAGUCGUGGUCCCUCGCGAGCAGACCCCGGAUGAGCAGGACCAGGUCAUCGUCAAAAUCAUCGGCCACUUCUACGCAAGUCAGCUGGCACAGAGAAAGAUUAGGGACAUUCUGACACAAGUCAAACAGCAACAGAAAGGUGGGAUGGGGGGCACUCCAGGACCACAUGCACAUACCAUGUCUGAGCUGGGGCCCCAACAUGGACUGGCACAGGACCCCCAAACCAGGAGGAAGUGAGGGGCCAGGGCCUUUAAUGGACAGACGGACGGACG